AUGGCCACCAACCCCCUCACGGCCGAUGCUGGCCCCGGUGCGCGCUUCCUCUACAAGGUCAUCAAGAAUGAUGCCAUGAAAGAGGAUCCGCCGCAGAUCUACGGAUGGCGCACUUUUAUGAUGGCUUGCUCGGCAUGCUUCGGUGGUAUGCUGUUCGGUUUCGACAUCGGCACCAUCGGCGGUGUGUUGACGCUGCCUGCAUUCAUGGCAAAAUACGGACUCCCGUCCGACGACGCGCACAAGAAACAAAAUGCUGAUUUGUCUGCCAACAUCGCGUCGACUCUUCAGGCUGGAUGUUUCUUUGGAUGUUUCCUCUCUUCUUGGGUUGCAGACAAAUGGGGACGAAAGUUUGCUUUGAUAUUCAACGGUUUUAUCACUAUUAUUGGUUGCGUGAUUCAAUCUUGCAGUUUCGGAAGUAUCGCGUCCAUGUAUGUUGGUCGCUGCAUCGCUGGCGUCGGUGUCGGUGGAGCCUCGAUGGUUGUCCCACUCUACAUCGCCGAAAACGCACCACGCGCUAUCCGUGGCGGUCUUACGGGUAUCUACCAGCUCUUCAUCGCAUGCGGAACUAUGCUCGCGUUUUGGGUCAACUACGGGGCGAUCCUGCAUCUGAAAGGAGAAUCUACUUACAUUGUGCCACUCGCAAUGCAGGCCCUGCCUGCCGUUUUCCUGGUCGUUUGCAUGCUCCUGAAUAAAGAAUCGCCUCGAUGGCUUGCAAAAGCCGACCGCUGGGAGGAAUCAGUCAAAGUGCUCGCGCGCAUUCGGAACCUCCCGACCGAUCACCCGUAUGUGAGGGCCGAAUUAAAGGAUAUCAGCGAUCAGUUGGAGCACGAGCGUAUGCUCGUCGGAGGAGCGUCCCUCAAGGAUUUGCUCCGCGAGAUGUUCACGAUCCCUGGCAACAGAAAGCGCGCGCUGAUUUCCAUCGGUCUCAUGGUUUGCCAGCAGAUGACGGGUACCAACGCCAUCAACUACUACGCGCCACAGAUCUUCAAGAACCUUGGCCUCGUCGGAACUUCCACGAACCUCUUUGCGACGGGCAUCUACGGCGUUGUCAAAAUGACCACGUGUGCUGCUUUCCUCCUCUUCGCUGCUGACUCGCUUGGCCGAAGGAGGUCGCUGUUGUGGACAUCUAUUGCGCAGGGCUGCGCCAUGAUGUACAUUGGUCUAUACGUGCGCAUCAGCCCACCUCUUGCGGGUCAACCCGUGCCGCCUGCUGGAUACUUUGCGUUGGUGUGCAUCUUCCUGUUUGCAGGCUUCUUCCAGUGGGGCUGGGGCCCUGUGUGCUGGAUUUACGUGUCGGAAAUUCCGGCUGCGCGUUUGCGGUCACUCAACGUGGCCAUCGCAGCUGCGACGCAGUGGUUGUUCAACUUUGUUGUUGCGCGUGCUACGCCCAACAUGCUGGCUACUGUGGGUGCUCAUGGAUAUGGUGCCUUCCUCAUCUACUCCUGCUUCUGCUUUUCCAUGUUCUUUUUCGUCUGGUUCCUGAUCCCUGAGACCAAGGGUCUCUCGCUCGAGAAGAUGGAUGACUUGUUCGGCGUAACCGAGCUCGUGAAACGCAUCGAGGAAGAUCGUGAGGCGCACGCUGCCGCUGGAGAGAUAGGCCUUGACGGCAAGGAGGUCGUGCGCGAAGAGCGCAGGGAGAUCGCUGCUUAG
Molecule: messenger RNA, 1650 nt
Organism: Didymosphaeria variabile
Lineage: Eukaryota; Fungi; Ascomycota; Dothideomycetes; Pleosporales; Didymosphaeriaceae
Exons: 4
Coding region: 1-1650 (549 amino acids)
Biological process (GO): transmembrane transport; carbohydrate transport
Cellular component (GO): membrane
Molecular function (GO): carbohydrate:proton symporter activity
Source: RefSeq, a predicted model, not a curated record